Messenger RNA from Petromyzon marinus (sea lamprey), 4169 nucleotides. RefSeq names its product Josephin domain containing 1 (gene JOSD1). Gene Ontology annotation, molecular function: cysteine-type deubiquitinase activity. Lineage: Eukaryota; Metazoa; Chordata; Hyperoartia; Petromyzontiformes; Petromyzontidae. The record is from RefSeq and is a predicted model, not a curated record. Gene Ontology annotation, biological process: protein deubiquitination.
GCUAAAGAGGCGUCGAGGAGGCAGUGUGGUUUGUGUCGAGGAGGCGGUGGGGCAGUGGGUUGAGGUGGUUGGCUGAGUGGUGAGUAAUAGAGGGGUGGUGAGGAGGAGGAGACGAGGUGGAUACUACAGAGGUGUCGAGGAGGUAGUAGUGGUUCGUGUCAAAGAAGCGGUGGGUAAUCGGGUGAGGUGGGUGGUGAGGAAUAGAGUGGUGGUGAGGAGGAGGAGACGAGUUGGAGACGGAAGAGGUGUCGAGGAGGUAGUGAUUUGUGUCAAAGAAGCGGCGGGUGGUGGGGAAUAGUGUGAGGUGCUUAUCUGUGGUGGGGAAUAGAGGGUGGUGGUGAGGAGGAGACGAGGUGAGGAUUGAAGAGGUGGUUGUGUGGAAGAGGCAGCGGGAAAUAGGGUGACGUGGUGGUGGUGGUGGGGGAUAGUAAAGUGGUGAGGAGGGGGGGUAGCGAUUGGUGUUCAAAUACGUGGUGUGGCGGGGUAGUGAGGGGUGAUCCGGGUGAGCUUCGGAAGAGAAGUGGUGGUGAAGAGGAGGAGAGGUAGACAAGAGGACGAAGGGUGACUGGUGGUAAAGAACGUUGUUGAUGAGGUGGUGAGAAGAAGUCAACACGGCAACAGCGUUGGGCCGAGAGCUCCCGGCGGCGGUUUGGGUUUCUUUGGCCUCCUCCUUCCUCAUCUUCAUCGUCGUCGUCUUUCUCAUCUUCAUCGUGGUCGUCUUCCUCAAUCGUCGACACCGUCAGUGGAUGGUCGGCAUCGCGGCUCGGGGUUUCCCCAGCGGAUGAUCUACAUCGUUUGCGUCCCCACCCCCCGAGAUAUCUGCUUCGCCAUCAUCAUCAUCUUUACCAUCGUCGUAGCCACACGAUUCGCCCUGGCGGCUUCGGCUAAGACCACGGCGGCAGCAGCGACCACGACGACGACGACAUCCUCAUCAUCAUCCACGGCCAUGAACUGCGUGCCGUGGACGAGCGCAGCGAAGAAGAUGAAGGUUGAAGCCGACGCACAGCAGCAGCAUCAGCAGCAGCAUCAGCAGCAGGCCCCCAGCGGCCUCUACCACGAGCGUCAGCGGCGGGAGCUGUGCGCCCUGCACGCUCUCAACAACGUCUUCCAGGACGGGGGCGCCUUCAACAAGGAGCAGCUCGACGAGAUCUGCCAGAGGCUGUCUCCAGACUCAAUGCUGAACCCACACAAGAGCAUGCUGGGAACGGGAAACUACGACGUAAACGUCAUCAUGGCCGCCCUGCAGACCAAGGCGUGCGAAGCCGUGUGGUGGGAUAAGCGCAGGGACGUGGACAGCAUCGCGUUUGGGAACGUCGUGGGCCUCAUUCUCAACAUCCCAUCGAGCAUGCGCUGGGGGCCCCUGCAGCUGCCGCUCAAGCGCAAGCACUGGAUUGGCGUGCGCCAGGUCGCUGGCGUCUACUACAACCUCGACUCCAAGCUCAAGGCGCCGCAGCGCAUCGGCUGCGAGGACGAGCUGCGGCGCUUCCUGAAGGAGCAGUUCAGCGGGAAGCACUGUGAGCUGCUACUCGUCGUCAGCAUCGAGGUGGAGGCCGAGCAAAGCUGGCGCCGGGACGAGUGACCGGGCAACACCAUUACUCGUCCUCAUCCCCCCCCCCCCCCCCCCCCCCCACUAACGCUCCCAUGGGAACGUCGAUUGGGACCGCAGCAAUAGCAGCAGCAGCGGCGGCCGACGACGGCGACAAAAACAAACUAGCAACCAAACGGAUAACAAACUGUCAACGCAAAAUAUGCAUUCGCGAACAUCUACGACGGAGUUGGACCUGCGAGCGGAAAGGCCGGUGUGGGUGAGAUUGCGGUGGAGCUGACAUGGUGGAGCUGACGUGGAGCCGACGUGGAUCACGUUGACCGACUUGCUGUGCCCACACAGAGGCGCGCGGUGACGGGAGGGACGCCGCGCCAGCGUGACGGCGGUCUGGCAGGCCACGUGGCGUCAUAUACCACACCCACGUGCGCUCCAUGCAUACUUUACACGAUGUGAACCACACGCCAUCGACCACAAAUAGCAUGCACACCACGAGCACGCUGCACCACACGCACCAUGUACACCUUGCGCAGAAUACACCACACACAGAAAGCAUACUAUACGUCACGCACCGUGUACACCACAUGCACUAUACACCACACUGCUCACUGCACACCACACCAUUCACACCAGGCACCUACUCGCACUAUACCCCCACGCACACACCAUUUACACCACUUGCACACCUGGUCGCCCAUGCACACUACACACCGCCGCGCACUAUACACCACACACUCACACCCCCACUGAUUGCUAUGUGCACCAAACACCCCAAUCCACAGCAUUCUCACCAGACACCUGCUCACACUAUACCCCCAUGCACAUUACACACUGCCACGUACGCCGCGCAUCGCCAUGCAUAAUGUACGCCGGGGUGCGCAUCCGCCAUGCAUAAUGCACACGCCAACCACGCCACUCAGCGUGUACCUGUCAUACACCACCAACUGUACGCACCACCACUCAAAACCGCACACAGCUACCCAAGGCCCUCCCUAUAAUGGUUAAGCAGGUUGUGUUACCCUGAUCCUCAUUAAUUGAUGAUGAUGGGGGGGGGGGGGGGGAGAGGAGCCGGUGGGGUUUGUUUCCUCGUCCAGAUCUUUUGAGGUCUUUUGUAAAAUAAUAUUAAGAAUAAUAAACCGCAAGCGAGUGGGGAAACGUAAACAAAGCACACAAGCAGCCGCACUCGGAAGAGGAAGGGCAAGGCGUGGUGUUUUUAAUCAGAGCAGCGACCCCGUGACAUGGAUACGCACGGACGUCGGCUUCAGGGGACAGAGAAUGUAACUCCGAUUAAAUACAGAAAACGGGGUCUUUGUCGUAAUUUCACACACGGCAAAAAAGAGAGGGGGGUGUGUGGGGGGGGGUGCAACCCGCUAUAUCCAUCGGCAUCAUCGCCAUCAUCAAACUGUAAUAACUACAUCGGUUUUGAUAUAUAUAUAAAUACUGUAUAUGAAAAUAAGCAAAAAAAUUAUCUAAAACGGAAAAAAAAACAACCGCGAACAGAUGAACGCGUCUUUUUGUAGCAGAUUUUGGUUGUGCGUGUGUUUUUUCUUCUGGUGUGCGUGUUUGUGCGCGUGUGUGCCGGGAGCGUCGUGGCAGUUAUAGUGAGCGCUGCGUGCCAGCGUCCUGGUUUUAUUGGACCUGAUGCACACAGAACACCGGUUUGCCAAAUUGGCAUCCGAUCUCCCUCUAGGUUGACUUCAGCCUAAUGUGAUCGCUAACUACUUGACUGCCUCAACACUGUACAAUGUUAAAGGUGGGGCGCGUGAGAGUCGCAGUUCGGGCGUUCACAAAAGCAACACAUGUUUUUUUCGCGGGCAAAAACCAAAGUGAAAUAUUAAGGAACGUAGGCUAUUUAUCCACAGACCAAAAGCUGGAUUUGGUGGAUUGUGUAAAGGAUGAGACACCAAGACCCCUGUGCUCCGGUUUCCUCGUAACAAAAGGUUUUACCGUAAAGCGGGACGUUCCUGGAAGUGUCUUUAGACUCGGUGAGCAUUUUGUGGGUAAAGGUUUCCUGUUACACAAAGGGGGGGGGGGGGGGGGGAUCUCUCAUAACUUGCCAGACUUCCUUUGCAGACGCGUGCAUUUUUCGAUUUGGUGCAAUUUUCAGUGUUGUUAAUUCGUUUCAUUAUUAUUGUAUUGUAGUUUCAUUUUUUUACGUCUUUGUUUCGUUUGUGUGUGUGUUUUUUUUGGACAAAAUAAUAACUUGUAUAUGGCAUGGGAUAUACGUGUACCGAACUGUGCAGUGCUUACAAUCUCAAUCUUGCCUUUGUUCAUGAGUACUUAAAUACUUGGACCCCAAUGUGUGUGUGCUGGUGGAAAGCCAAUGUCCACCAAUAUUCGAUGGACGCAAAUGGGCAAAUCACUGUUCUGCAAAUUUGUCUCUUUCCCACAAAUAAUCGACGGGGAAAGUAAUUUCCACCAAUUCACGGAUUGUGACCUCUCUGUUCCGUAUUCCUCCGUUAAUGUUUUGUCGUUCGUGAAAUCAAAAGUGGAACCCAAAAAAAUAUGUACCUAUAUUUUUUUUUGUAUUCACCGCAGAAUGUACAGAAAACGAACCGAAUGCUUUAGUGAUGGCAAACGCUCACUCCUUUGUCUUGAGAGUAAAAUAAAAUUGAGUGUAAAAUGA